Messenger RNA from Lottia gigantea (owl limpet), 570 nucleotides. RefSeq lists its product as hypothetical. The record is from RefSeq and is a predicted model, not a curated record. Gene Ontology annotation, cellular component: precatalytic spliceosome. The transcript is spliced from 5 exons. The annotation marks the transcript as partial. NCBI's taxonomy places the organism in Eukaryota, Metazoa, Mollusca, Gastropoda, Lottiidae.
AACAAUACACUAGCUGUGUGGGGAAAUGAGAAGACAAUGAAUUUAAAUAAUCUUAUUUUAACCAAUAUCCAAUCCUCACCAUAUUUUAAGAUUAAUUUAUUUAAUUUAAAAACAUAUCAUGAAGUUAUUGAUGAAAUAUAUUAUAAGGUGUCACAUCUUGAGCCAUGGGAAAAAGGAAGUAGAAAAACUGCUGGUCAAACAGGCAUGUGUGGUGGGGUACGUGGUGUUGGAGCUGGGGGAAUAGUUUCUAGUGCUUAUUGUUUAUUAUAUAAACUUUAUACAUUAAAACUAACAAGGAAACAACUAAAUGGUUUAUUAACACAUUCAGAUUCUCCGUAUAUCAGGGGACUAGGAUUUAUGUAUAUUAGAUAUACACAGCCCCCAGCAGAUCUAUGGGAAUGGUAUGAACCUUAUUUUGAUGAUGAUGAGGAAGUUGAUGUAAAGGCUGGUGGAGGACAUGUUAUGUUAAUUGGUGAAAUGAUACGACAAUGGUUAGUAAAGUUAGAAUGGUAUUCAACUUUAUUUCCUCGUAUACCAGUACCAAUACAGAAAGAUAUAGAUAGUAAAAUU